This is a messenger RNA of Seriola dumerili (greater amberjack), 7369 nucleotides long. Its product is annotated as mucin-5AC-like. The transcript has 7 exons. The coding region runs from base 1 to 5535 and encodes 1844 amino acids. NCBI's taxonomy places the organism in Eukaryota, Metazoa, Chordata, Actinopteri, Carangiformes, Carangidae. The record is from RefSeq and is a predicted model, not a curated record.
AUGGCGAGUCAGUGUAAAAGGCAGCAAUGCACAAUCGACAGGCGCGGCUUUCGGCAGGAACUUGACUCGUGGCGACACAAACUUAUUCACUGUGUAGGUUUUGAGAGCAUCCUUGAAGGUCUCUUUGGUCCAGAGUUGGUAGAAGACCUUAAAUUAUUUAAGGAUUUUGAGCCAACAGGAGUAUCUGACUGGUCAUUUGAUGAAAAUUGUCUAUUCUGCUGUUUGAGACGAGACAAAGUAAAGGAACACUUAAUUGGCUUAAGCAACGAGGGGCUUGAAGACGCACACAAACCUCUCCUGGUGAAAGAUCAGACUGCAAUCAGCAGAUUAGAGAAACAAGCCGAGGAAUUUCUCAAUGCAGUUCUCUGCAGAAAAGAUGUGCCAAAUUUCUCGGACCCACACAUUCCAGUAGUGGCUCGAGAGAUCCUUCAGAGAAUGAUCCGACAGUUUGCUGCCGAAUAUACCUCAAAAACCAGCUCCCCUCAGGACAGUUGCUCAGAUUCUCAGCCUCACUCUGACCAAAGCCUGCCGACCCCACCCUUGCUCUCAGGGGCCCCUCCUCCUACCAGCCCUGCUGCCACCCUGGCUGGGCCUGCACACAACCAGAACCCCGUCCUCAGCAAGCUCCUCAUGGCUGACCAGGAUGCUCCUCUUGACCUCACCAUCAAGAAGCCCCCGGCUGAGCCCAGUGAACAAGAUGGAGUCCUUGACUUAUCUAUCAAAAAAAAUCGCUGUAGCAGCAACCUGCCUGUCCGUAGUCCCUGCCUUUCUCCAGCCACAUCCACACUCAAGGGUGAGACUCCAGACUCGCGUGUUGCAAAGGCAAAAGACCUGCAGUCCACCUCCACGCUGGAACAGUUCAUGGCCAAACUCUGCCCCCACCAUCAGAGGCAGAUAGUAGAUGCCAUAGGUUUUCUACAGACAGAGGUCAAAGCUCUUGCAUCCUCCAAUACACAGCAAGCCUCUAACUCUACCUUUGGGAUACAGGGAAAUGCUUGUUCCACUGCAAAAUCCACUGCAGUCACACCUGAGAAGUCAUGCCUGGAGUUGAGGUUUCCCACAGAAUCCAGUCCCAAGUCAGAAGUCCAGGAUAUGUCCCAUUCUAUCCCAGGCAGUUGUGCAAUGAAAAAAGUUCCAGAGGAUGCGGUGUCGCUGAAAACAUCAGUUACUGCUGGCCCUGCUUUGGACCUUCGCAGCCCUGGGUCAGGGAGUAACCAUGCUUUGGUCACUCCCAACACUAAUCCAGUGGAUACAGAGAACACCCGGCACGGUGAUCAUGCACCUCUUAAGAUGAAAAUCAUGGCCAGCAAUGUUGCUGAUGGUAAGAAGUUGUCAUGUGUGCUCAAUGCCUCUCUUUCAUCUCACUCUGAUACUUCAGAGGACAGACAGGGUAACUCAAAUUCAUCCAACAAAACAGAGACUCAUAGUGCUAGACUCAGCUCCUCUGUGAAAAGACACAAUCAAGCUAGUCACACACAUCAAGCUAGGCAAAGAGAGACUCUCGGGCAUGCCAAAGAUACACCAGCAAAACUGUUGUCAGUCCACAUGACCAUUCCUCCAGACUCUCCACGGACUGCUAGGAAGACCAUCAAGGCAUCCUCUGAUCAUCGGACAAGAGACUCUGCUUGUAGGGUACUGGCUGACCCUGAUCUCGGCCACUGUGACAUUGUUUUUAUUGACAAACCAAUUACAGAGUGUUUUAAGGAGCAGCAGCGUGGCAUACUUCCACGCCGUAAUGCCAGAAAAAGCACCAGAGGACACAUGUAUUCAGAUGAAAUCUGGGAGUUAAAAACUGUCCGUACAUUGGCUGGAAGGGGCAACUGUCCUAAUCCAAUGCCAGAACUGAUCACAUUGGUCACACCAAAACAAAUACUUUCAAAACCUGAAGGUGUACCCCCUGUGGAUAUGCCUUUUGCUGGAACAUGCAGGGAGACAAUGAAUCAGCAAAUGUCCCCAGAGGAGUCAGAUGAGAGUGUGAUACCAGGAACAGGAGAUGUGGUGGAGGUAGCAGACAGUGAAGUAGAUGUUAUAGUUGAAACUAGUCAGACUGAUCAGUGUCAGAAUAAGGGGCUGUCUACUCCUCCAUCUCCGAUAAGGUCCUCAAUAGAGAACAAAGAAACAGAUAGGAACACAGAUCUAGAACAGGAUACAACUGCAGAUUCACAGACGAUAACAGUAGGUGAAGAAAGUAUUGCUCAGGCUCCAUCUGAAGCAGAAAAAUAUGAUAAGCCUGAGCCUCAAGAGCACAUACCUGAAAGUACCAAGCAAACAGUCCCAGAAACAUUAGCGGAACCAUUACAAAAUAUUACAAUAGAAAAAGCUGAGACCAAGGUUUCAUCAGAUAAACAAAACAGUGAGCCUGUUCUCCAGGAGAAUAGUGCCCCAUCACCUGUGAAUCAAGUCGAGGAAGAGAUCAAGGAAAAUGAAAGGGAGGAAAUACAAGAUGAGCAACCUCAGGAACUUCAGCCAGAGACACAGUUACGCUAUAACAACUUUGAAGUAGCAGAAAAAUCCAACACCAUAAGUUCAUUAGAGCAGCCAAUGGUGAAAGAGCUAGAAAUUGAAACACUUGAAGCAGUUGACAGUGAUAUUCCUUUUACGACUGAAGAUGAUAAUAAUGAAUAUGAUGUGUCUGCAAAGACACUUGAUGCGCUCUUGAAGGAAUUACCCCCUUGGCGUAGAAAAAGAGGCACUAUAAUCUCACUGCCAAAGCGGUUAAGACAAACAGAAUCAGUGAUUGUGGGUUAUGUUAAUGGUAGGCCCAUAUCGGCCUCUGACAGAAGUUUGCGUCGUAGAUCAAGUAACAGCACCACAUCACCUAACAAAACUCCAGUGAAAUCCAGUCAGGAUCUACCCAGUAAAGCCUCUCCUGCUUCUCCUGAUUCAGCUAUUGAUUCAAUUGUUGAAAACAAACAUUUGGAGAAACAUCUACCUGAAACACAUAUACCUGUAAAUUUGAGUGAGACUACUUCUGUGAUUGAGCAGGUGACAGAACCAUCUCCUGACACAGCAUCAAUCCCAACAUCUAAAGUUCCUUCAAGGACCAAACAAAUCCAGAAACAAAAGAGAGUUCAGAGAGAUCAAGAUAGUUUGCCUGUCCUCUCUGAUCAGCUUGUUGACAGUCCUCAGAGCACUGAUUCCAAACGGCAACUUAGAUCAACCAGCCAGAAGCCGGCUGGAACUCCAGUAUCACCGCACACUGCAAAUGCUGUCUCUUCCACUUCAUCUCCAAAACCAUCUGCUACCCAUGCUCCUCAAUCUACACAGCAGCUUCCCUCCCUCCCCCUUCCGUCUCCGCUUCCUGUUACCUCUACUCCUCUAAUAAGGUCAUCUCCCCCUGCACCCUCUGAACAGUCCCAACAGAACACAGUUCCAGAGACAAGUAUGGAAUUUAACACAGAAGAAUCGCAGCCAGUAGAGACAACCUCUGAAGAAUUACAAAAAAAUGAAGUAGAAAGUGGAUUGGCAGCCAAACAAAGGUCUGCAAAGGUUGUCGUAGACGACAGUAAGAAUGAGACACAGCAACUUAGCGGGGAGGUAGAAAAUCAAUGUCCUGUAAAGACUGAAAUGCAGACACUGAUUAUGCCAUUAAGAAGUAAACGGGUUCUCCGAAAGGACGCUGAAGCAGCUGAUAUUGCUUUGCCACAGAAGCCAAAUGUAGCAUCUUUAGAAGACAGGUUUGCAAGUGGAGAUGAUUACAAUACAUCCUCUAUAUUGGACAAACCCACAAGAAUGCCAUUAAGGAGUGAAAGCAGUAAGACCGAAAUGUUCCACCAGUCUGUUACUCAGUCGCCACAAGUGGACAACAAGAAAUUAGCUUUGAGAUCACAAAGAUUGGCUUCACCUUCUACCAGUUCUCUUGCUGUAGCUGGAAGACAGACUGACGUAGCUUCCCCUAUCAGAAUGAUGUCAGAAAGAAUAACUAAAGCUCAGGUGAAGUCCCCUCCAGUGUCUGUGUUGCCCCACAGCUCAGCCGUCCCUGUCAUUACAUCAAGACCUGAGCCCCCAAAACAAUCUACAAACAAAUUCUUUGAGACUCUUACUGGAGAGGAAAACCAACACCUGAUUACAAAUUUAAACGUUAAGUAUGAUAGAAUGCAAAAAGGUUGGGUACAAUUGGACAAAGAGGGUCAGCCGGCAACAAAAUACAAAAAUAAAGCAGACAGGCAGGCAGCUAUUUGGAAAAGUAAACGCAGGGCCCGAAAACCAAAGUUUUCAGAGCACCAGAAAUACUCACCAGUCCAAAUGCUCUUUAUGAAAGGUUUUAAUCUCACCAGUAUUUGUCGUUGGUUCCUUGAAUCAACAGAAACAAAGUCUCUUGUCAUUGUUAAGAAGGUGAAUACACGUCUUCCGUCAGAAACACAGCUGUGCUUCCACAGCUCAUCUAGUGCUUCAGGGACCUCUCAGGGGGUAUUUCCAAGCCUACAGGCAGAGCGCUUAAAGAAACAUUUGAAAAAGUUUGCCAUCGCUUCACCUGUAAAGAGCAACCCCAAGAGUCAGAAAUUGAUUGCUAAAGCCCUGGAGCAAGAGGCAAAUACAGUCAAAGGGAAAGAGAGGAGAGAAUUUCACAGUACUACUCAGACUUUGACUAAGUCACACUCCUCUACUGAAGCCCCUGUACAGAUAAGUGAAUCCCAGAAAUCCUCUGGUAAAUCAAAGAAUCCAGCUAGUGCAAGGAUCUUGAGGAAAUACUCUAAUAUCCGAGGGAAGAUGCAGGUUCAGCAAACUAAUGUUAGACUGAAAAAGGCCUCAAAAACCUUAAAAACCAAUAAUAUGAAAAGAAUGGCCACCGCAAAGUCUGUGGCAAAGUCAAAUCUGAAACCAUCUCUGAAGGCACAGAAGUCAGCCCUACCUGUUAGUAAACAAAUGAAAGAAUCUACGGCAAAAAUGGAAAGAAGGAAAAUAUUGGUUGACAAAAAAAUUGUAAAGCAUCCUGUUCAGGAGAGAGCAGUCAAGGCCCAGAGCAGUAGUAGAGCUUCAAGAGACACAACUAAAAAAGAAUUGCCAAAGAGAUGUUCUCAACGACUAGGGUCUCCGAAAAUAUCUGAACAUAACCCUGGCGACACAUCUAAAAGCAAGAUUGACAGUAAAAAGCCAAGUGAAGCAGAGAGAGUAGAGGUGGAAAAACCUACAGUGAAUAAAAUGCAUGCUGUGAAAAUCCAAACAAAGGAAUCAGCACAAAGUACACUCGCUGAAAUCAAAGUUACAGAGAAUGCAGUUGAAACCCCUCAACAGAGCACCUCACCUGACCAGGUACUAACAAGAUCCCAGAGAAAAAUGGAGGUGGCAGUCCCUUUGAGUGGGAGCCCCAGUCAUGCUUCAAAGAGGGCCCUAAAGUCCAUGACAACACAGAAAGCAUCUUUGAAAUCAGCCAGGAAAGCUGAGGAGCCCACGCUGACACGAAGGUGCACUUUAAAAUCCCCUGCAAAGACACGUCAGGCAGCAUCGUUGCCACGUGGUGCAAAAAAGCCUGCAAAAAAGAGAGCUCAGGAGCUUCUAGAGACCCCAGCUAAGCGCACCAGGACAUCAAAAUAAAGUGGACCUGCAGAGAGAGAUCAUCUUUAUUUAGAGGAUUUUGUGAAUAUAUUCAGAAGGACCAGAAGUAUCUAUUUUGUAUUCUCACUGAACCCUUCAGAGGAUACCUUUUUCAGUAGGCAAAUGUGUGAAGAAGGAACAGAUUUUGAAAUUUCAUUUAUGCUUUUGUAAAGCUUCAGUGUGAAAUUGCAGAUGUGCUGGAUUAUUUGCUGAGCGUUUGCUCUGUGUUCAGGGACUACAGACAAGUUCCUACAUGACGUCUAGCAGAUGUAGUUGCAGUUUGGCUUUAUGUUCCAGCACUCUACGACAUGGCUGGAGAUAACAAUAGUCUAUCAAACCUCAUUUUAAAAGUUAGGAUAACAAAAACUAAGCUAUGAUGCAGUUAUCAAGGUGACGUUAAAUUCAUUCACCAUCCUCCUUUUGUUUCUUUUUUUUUUUGCCAUUUUGUAUAUAAUUAUUGUUUUAGAUGAUAGUAUACACUGCAUUUACAGUUCAGAGAGCUUGAUGUGAGAAGGGUGAUCAGCUUUUGAAUAAAAAUUUUACAGUCAGUAGGCAGUUUGUAUCUCCAGCCUGUCUUCUAAUCACAACAUUGUGAAUAUGUGACUGUUGUGACCAGGUGCCUUAUUUAUGAAGUGUAAAGUAAUAGAAUGUGUUGCUUAAUGUGAAAACUCCUGUCCUCUAGUUGUAACAGCUUUCAGUCCCUUGAGAGGCAGUCAAUAUUCCUUUGCUACACGGAGCGUGUGCAAAAUGUUUGUGUUCCACAAAGUAUGUGCCUCGUGCUUCAUCUGUAAAUUCUUAUGUUGACUGACAGGUUUAUUUUAUAUGCCCAUUUUCCCAGAGCGUUAACAUACAAUGGUUCUUAUUAUAGUUGUAUUAGGUGUUGAAGCAAAUACGAGGAUUGUUAAAACAGGCAUGUGUGCUCUGUAUGUGUCAAGAUAAAAGUUUGUGUUUUUUAUGUUGUUUUUGGUCAGUUUUCAUCACCUGUGCAGUCCAAUUGUUAUCUGCUCAUAAUAGAGACUUCACUUUGAGUAUUUUACCUGCUUCUGCAUGUGUUAAGUUUUGUCAAUGUGGAGACAAGAACCAGAACUGUUUUCACGCCCCUGAUCUUUGAAAAUACUAACACAGUUCAAGACUAUGCAUGCACAUUUAGUGCGCAUCAAAAAGUUGUACUGAAAACCCAUGUGAGACAACUUUGGGAAACUGGCUUUUCUGUCACUUUGGCAACAAUAUUUCCAAGCAACAAAGGCCUGAAAAGUAUGUAUAUUUGGUUGGUUAAUAUGAAUGAAGCAUAUGGUCUCUUUAGCAUUAAUGGCACAUUACAGGGUGAUAAAUUUGUUCCCUUGAUUAUUCACAAGUUGGAUAUGAAAUUUUUGAGGUAGUCUAGUCACACUUCUGAGUUAUGUAUCCAAGUAUGUUGCAGUUUUAUUGUUAUGUUAUUGUUUUUUAUUGUCAUUGAUUGUCAGGCAGAUGUUCUCAUAAUGUGAAGUUUCUUUACUUUCACAGUAGUAACUUGCAUUAGUGUCUCGUCAAAGGAAAAAUACCAGUUUUAGCACAGUGUUAUUUUUUUUAUUAUUAUGGUCAAUUCUCUUUAGAGGGUAAAUCAUCUGUAAAUGCAAAACAUGUCUGUCAUGUUUUUAUUGUUAUUUAAGAAUGCCAUGCAGGCUAAUGAAUUUAGCAAAUCUAAAACAGCCCACCAAAUAUCAGACUUGAACAUGUUUAUUCUUUACAGUUGCUAUUUAAAGAUUUUCAUUUUGUAUAUUAGAAAGAAAUAACUGCUUUAUUUGUGGUAAUCCCAAGAAUGAUACAUCUUUAUGUUAAGAACUUUGUAUUUUUG